Molecule: messenger RNA, 3045 nt
Organism: Astyanax mexicanus (Mexican tetra)
Lineage: Eukaryota; Metazoa; Chordata; Actinopteri; Characiformes; Acestrorhamphidae
Gene: maf1a
Product: MAF1 homolog, negative regulator of RNA polymerase III a
Exons: 7
Coding region: 796-1548 (250 amino acids)
Biological process (GO): negative regulation of transcription by RNA polymerase III
Cellular component (GO): nucleus
Molecular function (GO): RNA polymerase III core binding
Source: RefSeq, a predicted model, not a curated record
GCUCUCAGUCCGGAUCUCCGCCACACUGAGAGAACAGCGGCAGCACAGAGGCAGCUUAGCUGCGUAGCUAGUUAAUGUUGUGACCCAGAAAAAGAUCAAUAUAUACAGAAUUUCUUCAUUAAAGCAGCGGAACAGCAGAGAAGAGGCUUGUAUAAGCCUUCUGCUUCUGCCUGAGCGCUGAUUCAGCAGCUGGGAUGUAUCAUUUAGCUGGUAAUUUUAGCCUGUUUAAUGGAAGGUGCUGGAAAUUUCACAGUAAGAAGGAGGAGAUAUUUAUUAAACACAGAAGAGCGAUAAGCCCGAGACUAAGACUUUUAUCGCGGUCCUAAACUAAAUCAGAGGGUCUGAAGCUUGUUUCUGGAGAGCUCUGGAGUAAAUAGAGUUAUUAGAGACUGUGACUAGUUACUCUGUUGUUGUUUUGUCUCCUCAGGCCUGAUGGUUUACAGCGUUAGCGCUGCUGCUGAGAGCUAGCUUAGCUUAGCUAACCCUGGAACUGCGGUGUUUUUAGCUAGCUAGCGUUAGCUAAUAACGUUAACAUUUUCUGAAGUUUAAGGACAUAUUUCAGUGUUCAGUUACUGCCUGUAGAAAGCGCAGAGAGACUAAAGAUACACGUCUUUUGUCGUAAUUCUGAGGUUUUGUGUGAGAUUAGCUAGCGACUCUUUUUACUUAGCUAGGCUAAGCUAAGCUAUCUUAUUUGUUUAUUUUAGAGUUGGCUAACUGCUAGGUUAGCUAACGCUAGUUAGAGUGGGUCUCGGGUCUCAGUGAGAGUUUUACAGAGGGAUUUUCAGGAUUUUCAUCAUGAAACUCUUAGAAAACUCGAGUUUUGAGGCCAUAAACACACUGCUGACCAUAGAAACAGGAGACUGCAAGAUAAUAGGACGGAUUGAAAGCUACUCCUGCAAAAUGGCCGGCGAAGACAAGCAGAUGUUUAAGCAGUUCUGUCAGGAGGGUUUGCCUCAUGUGCUCGAGGCCUUGUCCCCUCCACAGACCGCUGGAGUCAGCCCUAACAAGCUGAGCCACAGUCAGAGUGGUGAUGAAGGAGAGGGUCCGCUCUCUGAUAAGUGCAGCAGGAAGACGCUGUUCUACUUGAUUGCCACUCUUAACGAGUCCUUUAGGCCGGAUUACGACUUCAGCCGCACCAAAGGCCACGACUUCAGCAGAGAGCCCAGUGUUAACUGGGUAUUUAAUGCAGUGAACAGUAGUUUGUCUGCUGCUGCUGGAGAGGUGUACAGUCAUCUGCAGCCUCAGCUCUGGGAGGCCAUCGACAGUGAGAUUAGCCUGGCUGAAUGUGACAUUUACAGUUAUAAUCCAGACCUUGCUUCAGAUCCGUAUGGAGAAGAGGGCAACCUGUGGUCCUUCAAUUAUUUCUUCUACAACAAGAGACUGAAGAGGAUCGUUUUCUUUACGUGCCGCUCUGUUAGCCUGUUCAUGGCUCCACAGAACUUUAGCAUUGGCACAGAGUUGGAUCUGGAUCUGGAGGAGGGAAGCUUUGAAGAAGAGGAGGAAGAGAACAUGGACGAGGAGAGACAUGGAGCUUUGUGUGCCCUGUGAAGAGAGCAUAGUGGCAGGGCUUUGCUCCUGAACGCCUCUGCGCAACACUGACGACGUCUCGUACAGAGCCUUGUGUCAGCUUUCCUUUAUAUUUCACACAAGUCAUUAUUAUUAUAUUAUUGGUUCUGCUUUAACUACAAGAGAGAAGAAAUCCUGUAAUGUUGAAAUUCUCAGAGGGGCUUUCAUUUGUGUUUUUAGAUGUUUUUUUUUCUUUUCUUUUUUUUAAUACCAGUUUGUUGGACUGUUUUCUGCUUUUUUUAUGACUCCCAAAAAAUCAGUCAUUCAUACACCCUUAUUAACUUUUUAAUAUAGAGUCAGCUUCAUUCUUGAGUUUUUAAAAAGUUAUUUUUAUUUUAUACCACAUUUUAAGACAAUAGGCAUUGACUUAUUUCUCUUGUGCCACUAGGGGGCAGUCUGUACAUAGCCUUGUAAGCUUUUACUUACGUUUUGGGUUCAUCUUUAUUGUACAUCUUGCUUUAAUUACAAGAGAGAAGAAAUAAUUUUAAAAAGGAAAGUUUGGUGAUAGUGAAAUCUGCAAAGGGGAUUUUAUUUGUUUGUAUUUUUAAUGUAUUUUUUUUUUUACCGUUUCUUGGCCUGUUAAUUUUUACAAAUGUUGUGCUGUGUUUUAGGAUUUGUUUUAAGUUUUGUGACAGUAUCUUGUUUAUUAUUAUUUUUGUCCACACUUUUUUUUUAGUAUUGUAAAAUUUGGCAACCAAAAUGAUUAAUAUGAGAAUUGCAAAAAGUUUUCUUUAAAAAGACAUUUUGAAAAGACGUGAAAACCGUCUUUAGUAUUUGAUAAUCAGCCCAAAAAUAAAAAAAAUAUUUUCUGUGCAUCCAUGAGUUAUUAUUUUGGGCUUUCCUAAAUUGCAAAGAGGCAGUUAUGUCUCUUACCACCAGGGGGCAGCCUGUACCACACCAGUAUCUCAACACUUGUGACCCACGUGUCAUUCUUUUGUUUCUGAGACAUGUUGUCUCAUUGUUUCAGCCAUCACUCCAACUCCGAAUGUGAUUUUUGAUUUUAGGGGACCAAGCUUCAGUGUUCAAAACGUAUUUUGGGUGUUAUUGUUGUUGGUUGUAUUGUUUUAUUUUCUUUGUAUUAAUCAUGUACUUUUUUUCUUUAAUUAUUAUUUUUUGUUUGCUCAUCAAGCAUAAACCACAUGUAGAUCUUGCACCCGAGGACUAUGGCUCUGCACAGUUUGGAUGCCCCAAACAAGUUCUCUAGAGGCUCUAUUAUGGUGGUUCUGCUUUCCAGAGUUCAGAUUCCUGAACUAUUGCAGCCCCUUGAGUGAGUGUAGUGUAGCUGAGGAUAAGCUAAAGAUACCCCAGAAUUCCAGAAUUAGCUUAGUGUUCAUCACUUUUUCCCAUUUAUGGAUGUGAGCUGAUAGCAAUGUCAGUCUUUUCCCCCAUUUGUUUUUAACACGCAAUCCUUUGAACCUAAUACAUACAUAUCCGAUUUGAUUAUAGUGAUUAUAUUUGAUUAAAGACCUGAUUAUAGUG